UGAAACAGACACAAUGUCAGAAUUCAUCUUAACGAAAGACAAUGUGUGGGAUUAUUUUGAAAAAAAAUUCUAAAGAGAAAUUUCAAGCAAAUUGCAAGAAAUGCAACGAAAAUUUUACCUACAUCACAGAUAUAGCUUUUUUAACACAUUUGCGUACAAAGAAACAUCAAAAAUAUUUCAUCGAUGAAGCAAACAAAAACUUUGAAAAGGAACCCGGAUAUAUAUUACAACCAAUCAAAGCUACAAUGUAAAGUAUGUGAUAAAAACGUUUCACAUGCAAAUUUUCGCGAACACGUACAAAACCAUUCUGAAAACGAAAAGGCAUAUUAUGAAGCGAGAAGGACUAAACAGGAACAUAUGAUACAACAUGAUAAAUUUGAGGCAAAGUGCGGAGUGGAGAAUUGUGAUGAUAUUAUACUUCUUCAAAUUAUACCACCAUUAAUAUAUCAUUUAGAAAGCAAGCAUAGGAACGAAUUGGAAUAUAUCCAAAAGGACGCAACGCGUGUGCCAACUAAGGUCACAAAUAGGGAAGAACUAUUGCAGAAUUACACAUUACACACUGAAUAUUUUCAUGCAAAAUGCUACUUUUGCAACUAUAAAGAAUAUUAUAUCGACACUGCAAAGUUUCAUGAACAUUUAAAAAACGAUCAUAACAAAGUUCAUUCAUACGAAAAUGCAAAAAAAGGAUUUCCGUGGGAACAUUUCAAAUAUUAUGACGAAAACAGUUUACAAUGUCUUCUCUGCAGAAAUUUGCACACUGAAGAGUUUAUCCUAGAGUACUUAGAAGAACAUUUAUAUUUGUACCAUAGACAAACAUAUCUCGCAACUCUUCAGGAUCGAAACAGCAGUGAUAUGACCUGGAAAUACUGUGACAUUAGCGGAGAUUUACAAGUGCGAUGUCAUCUUUGUUCCGCCAAAAAAGAACUUGAUAUUAAUCUUACAAAAUUAAACGACCAUAUUAUGAAAGAACAUGUGGAAAAGCAACCAAGUACGAAAAGCGGGUAUGAUGAAAUAACUGAAGCGUCAGGAAGCCAACCACAGGAGGAAAAAAGUAGAGAAAAAGGUAUAUUCAAAGGUGAAUGAUGCUAACGGCGAUCAUGUAGAACGACAAAAGGCAAUCUUGACUUUGGUAAUUGAAACAAUCUAUAAUAUGCACAGAAAAUGAUGUAUCUCUAACGUGUAAUAAUUCGUUUUAUGUUUACAAAAUUAUAAAUACGUUUAUAAAUUGACGCUUUAUAA
Linepithema humile (Argentine ant) is the source of this 1239-nucleotide messenger RNA. NCBI's taxonomy places the organism in Eukaryota, Metazoa, Arthropoda, Insecta, Hymenoptera, Formicidae. The record is from RefSeq and is a predicted model, not a curated record.